GGCGAUCGAUUUGUUCUUCAUUGCCAUAAGCUGUUGAUUCUUGUGGUCAAAAUAAAUGUUCUUUGGCCUUCCAUUUUCUUAAUUUUUCUCUGUAGAUGGAUUAGGAUCGGUUUAUAUGGAAAUUCUGAGAGUGGCCGUCGUCCGCCACUUGUCGGAACCCUAACUGCCAUCGGACCAUUGCAGUUUUUGCAUCACACGAUCAUCAUCUAACGAACGAAGAGGCCAUCGAGAGAGUACUCACCUUAGUCAAGAGCUUCCCCAUAGUUGAUCAGCCUUUUAAUCUCACUUCUUUGAAUUUCAGAUCAACAACAAUACUCUCACCAAUAAUUCAUAAUUAUUCCUUGGAUUCUCCUGAUCUUCAUCAAUUUCAAGCUUGCCGGUUUCAACCUCUUCACUUCGAUUCCUAAGUUUAGCCCGCCGAUCAAUUUGUUCUUCGUUACGGAGAUGAUAUUGUGCCGCUUAUAUCUUCAAGAUCUGUUGAAGGUCCUUCCUGCUCUUCGAAUAAAGCAAACCUCGAAUCUGUCUGGUUCGAGAUGGUUGAAGGACUUGGCAUGCAGUUGGUGCUCGGUGAAGCUUCAGUGGCACCUACCAAAUGAAUGCUGUCAAUCCCAUUUCUCUCUGUCAGUUCACUCUUCCUAAAGGGAUGUGAACUCAUGACUAUCUUGUUGAAGUUUCUUGACAUUUCACAAUUCUAUCCCACACUGGAGUUUUAGAAUCAAGGAACACAUCCCUUUGGUUAUAUAGAAACUUAGCUGCAAAGAUGAUAAGUGCUAGCAGUGCAGCCAAUCCAGCAAUGUGGAAGAGGCCCCAGAAGCUCCCAACACUCAGACUGUUAGAAGAAACUGUGGUGCCUGAAUCAGGACGACUUGUUUGCUUUUGAAACCAUGCAUUCUCAAUUUCAGUUAUUUUAUCACCUUCCAUAAUAUUUAAGAUUGCUCUGUUGAGAUCUGCCACAAGAGGAGAACCUCUUGGAAACACCUAUAGAUUCACCAAUUAAUCAGAACCAUGCAGAUGCUGUGAGAGUGAAAAAGAAAUGUAGAGAUGGUACUUACAAAUCCCAAGCCAUCAGUUUUAAAAGUUGGUCCUGCAGUGGUGUAUUUGUUGCAAUAUUGUGUAAGAAACAGCUUCAUGUAGGGAAUUUCAUCAAAAGCAGCCACGAUGCUUCCCUUGGCAAAAAUUUCAUAGAGAUCAUCUAGGGUCUUAUGUUUCUUCCUCUUAUAUGGAUUGAACCUCAACUGUCUCACAAGUCCCUCAACAAAGGAGCCAGAAGGAU
Molecule: messenger RNA, 1273 nt
Organism: Rubroshorea leprosula
Lineage: Eukaryota; Viridiplantae; Streptophyta; Magnoliopsida; Malvales; Dipterocarpaceae
Source: the annotation of a GenBank genome assembly